GGAUCACGAAAAAUGAAACAAUGUAGCCUGAGUCGGAGUCCCUUUCCCCAACACAUAACAAAUCUUUCUCUCGACCUUUUUUUUUUUGGAAUGGUAUUCGGUCAAUAAGGCAUUAUUGUUUAUUUUCUUUUCUUUUCUUUUUUCUUUUCUUUCUUUUUUCUUUCGUCUUUAUUUCUUCUAUAUCCUUAACAUCAUGCCUAUUGCUAAAAUAUCACCUUCUAUGCUUUCUUCUGACUUUGCCAAUUUGGCUGCUGAAGCAAAAAGAAUGACAAAGAAUGGGGCUGACUGGUUACAUCUCGAUGUUAUGGAUGGUCAUUUCGUCCCCAAUCUUACUUUGGGUGCACCUAUCAUUCAAGCUAUUCGACCUCAUACUGAAGCUUAUUUUGAUUGUCAUAUGAUGGUAUCUAAUCCUAGUCAAUGGGUGGAUGAUAUUGCUAAAGCGGGUGGACAAAUGUAUACUUUUCAUAUUGAAGCAACCAAAGAACCAUUGGCUCUUAUUCAACAAAUUCAUGAUGCAGGUAUGCAAGCAGGUGUGGCGAUUAAACCUGGCACUUCAACGGAUAGUGUGAUUGGUGCGGUGGCUGAGCAAGCUGAUAUGAUAUUGGUGAUGACGGUAGAACCUGGUUUUGGUGGUCAACGAUUUAUGGCCCAAUGUAUGCCCAAGGUAAAACAAUUACGUGAACUUUAUCCUAAUCUGGAUAUUGAAGUGGAUGGUGGUCUGGCUAUGGAAACAAUUGAUGUAUCUGCUGAAGCUGGUGCUAAUGUGAUUGUUGCUGGUACUGGGAUUUUUAAGGCUGAAGAUCCUGCCAAGGUGAUUAGUAUUUUUAGAAACAAGGUGAAUGAAGCUCAAAAACAAUGGUUGAACUAAUAGAGAUAGUAUAUAUUAUAUAAAUGUAGAUUAUUAUUUUAUUAUAUAUUUGAUGUUACCAUAGUAACCAUGUUUUGUUAGAUUCUUUCUUAUCUUUAGUUUUUUUUUUUAAGUUGUAUACAUAUUGAAAUAAAGGAAAAAAAUAAAAAGAAAAGGAAUAUCAUAGUUUUUAAUUUCCCUUUUAUACAUUGGUUUUAGUUACACAGGCCCUUUCUUAAUCUUCCAUUUUGCCGGUGAUGU
Messenger RNA from Halteromyces radiatus, 1108 nucleotides. RefSeq names its product ribulose-phosphate 3-epimerase. Gene Ontology annotation, cellular component: cytosol. The transcript has 4 exons. The record is from RefSeq and is a predicted model, not a curated record. Gene Ontology annotation, biological process: carbohydrate metabolic process; pentose-phosphate shunt; pentose-phosphate shunt, non-oxidative branch. Gene Ontology annotation, molecular function: metal ion binding; D-ribulose-phosphate 3-epimerase activity. The coding region runs from base 194 to 868 and encodes 224 amino acids. Lineage: Eukaryota; Fungi; Mucoromycota; Mucoromycetes; Mucorales; Cunninghamellaceae.